AAAAAAAAAAGAAGAAGAAAAAAAUCCCAUUGCUUCACUAAUCUUUCUCUGAUAGCUCAGCCAGCCAGCAGGCCCUGACAGCAAUUCGGAGACCGCCAAUCCACUUGGCCAGCCAAAGAGAGAGAGAGAGAGACAGAGAGGGGGAGAGGAGCAUAGACAUGUGGCAUAUAAACCAUUCAAUGGCAAACGCAAAACCAAUUAAACCAAACAUUCUGGUUGGAAAUACAUUGCCUGUGGGCAUCGCUAGAUUAUUGUUGGGCUGCGGGGGAUUAGGUGGGCCAAGGGCCAAGGCCUACUGCGUGGUGUGGGCGUGUAAUUGACGAACAGCAGCCGAAUUCGGAAGCAGCAACGGGAGCAGGCAGUGCAGGAUUAUUAUCAUAAUAUAUGACAGUCAUUGCUACCAAUUUCAUAACAUUAAAUCAGAGAGCGUGGGGGAAUGAGAGACCCGAAACCAGGACAUGCUGCGGAUACGUUGCCCAAAACGGAUACGCUUAAAAACAAGGUGCAAGCAAUGCUUGGUAACCGCUGGCAACAGUGACCCCCAAACAUAAUGGAUCCAAAAUAUUGAUAAAGCGCAAUGCAUUCUGCCAUUUCCACUGGAGCAGAUAUGAGCACUCACAUGGGCCGAACAUAUUUGAAUUCCUGUGUCAAAGUGCCUAUAGAUCCGUGCAAUAAUUGUCCGGCACCCGUCUAUAAUCGGCCCAAGCUUUGCAUGGGCAAAAAAACCAAGGCGUCCACAUCGAGCUGCAAGCAGCAAGAUGCGGCAGCCGCAUCAACCUGGACAGAUCAGGCGGGCAUUAGAACACUGGCCAAGUUCUACGACAGCAUACCAGACUACUGUGAGGUGAAACAUCUACACAAAGCCGAAUUCUACUCAACUCUAGAAAGUUUACGCACCACCAGCCGAGAGCUGCGCGCUCUGCCCACACACCCAGAACUGAAGGAAGCUCGCGCCAGCAGCAGCAGCAACUGCAGUGCAACCAAACCGCGACACAUCAAAGGCAAGAAACUAAAGAAGAAGACGCGCAGCAUACCUCCGCUAAUCUUGGCAGACCAACCCACCAUGCCUACUCCCCCUGACAUCACGCACAGUUCUAGCUGCCUCAGCGAUGAGUAUGAAAAGUGCGUGCGUGAUUUGAGCCGCAUCACAAAUUUCAAGCAAGAAUUUGCCCUAGAGGUGGCCGACUUUAAACGAUCUCUUAAGCUGUUCGAGAAAGAGUUCAAGCGCAAUGCCGAGCGACCCAAAUCCACCAGUAGUGGCACGCAAGCCAGCAAAGCUGCGCCAUCAACCAAGGUGCCAGCUAUGCACACCGCAGCACGCGCAAAAGUCCGCAGCGAAAUGCUGCGGAAAUGCUUUAGUGUCAAUGAUUUGAGUGUCAGUGCGACACGACCGCCCAAGUUGGAGCUUCUAACGCUGAGCAACUAUUUUCCGACGAAAGAGGUACCCAACUUACACAUCGAAUCCCCGCCGGCAUCUUCCAAACGUAGUAGCUGCAGCGCCGCUUCAGGCUCAAGUGGCGUUCGCCGGCGACGUGCUCGAAAGGCGAAAGUAGCGGAAGUGGAGACGGAGCAGCAGCAGCCUGAGCUACUGAACAUCUUUGAGGCAGAACAGGUGCCAACAAAGCGCACAUCUAGUGUGUCCCCACAGCAUCCGGUGGCACGCCCUAAUCUAGCAGCCACACUACGAGCCGAGGUUUCACGCAAAAAGGUUAAGGAGCUUCAGAACAACUGCACGUAUCACGAUCCCACGCCUCAAUUUGACUGGGAGGUCCGAAAAACGCCCGCCUGGAAAUCUCUUUCACUUAACGAACCUCAUAAGGCUUUGUUAUCCAUACGCCUAGCCACGCGCAAGGCGGAGCAGGCGCUGCAGGAACGUCAGUAUGAGCUGCACAUGCAAAUGAUGCAACAGCGUGUCAAAUCCGCACCACUGCUUCUAGAGGGCCCCACCUUUUGGGGCCCGGAGGUUGGCAAGCUCAGCCACAGUUGCCGCAGUGAGGGCAUGCGACAUGCCUGUGAGAGCAGUCUACAUCGUCGAAGUAAGCAGCCCAAGAAAAAGUGCAGCAGUAGCCGAUGCCCCACAGCCGUGACCGAUGCAGAGGCCAAACUGCAACAGAUACGUAAAAUCUAUGGCUCUCCGCUCAAGUGCAGCUCUCGGCAAUCUCAGCGCUCCACUUCGCGUCGGCGUCAGGUAGAACAGACGCCCGAACCGCACGACAGCGGCGAUGAUUUGUGCAGCGUCGAUCGCGCCUUUCUGUAAAACAAAGACAACAACACACAAUACAAAUUACGUGAAACAUUUCUCUGAUUCUG
Molecule: messenger RNA, 2310 nt
Organism: Drosophila novamexicana
Lineage: Eukaryota; Metazoa; Arthropoda; Insecta; Diptera; Drosophilidae
Exons: 4
Coding region: 578-2257 (559 amino acids)
Source: RefSeq, a predicted model, not a curated record